Molecule: messenger RNA, 1610 nt
Organism: Fragaria vesca subsp. vesca
Lineage: Eukaryota; Viridiplantae; Streptophyta; Magnoliopsida; Rosales; Rosaceae
Product: zinc finger A20 and AN1 domain-containing stress-associated protein 5-like
Exons: 1
Coding region: 171-683 (170 amino acids)
Biological process (GO): protein ubiquitination
Molecular function (GO): ubiquitin-protein transferase activity; DNA binding; zinc ion binding
Source: RefSeq, a predicted model, not a curated record
CUCUCUCUCUCUCUCUCUCUUAAAUUAUUCUACCACAAACCUCAACCUCCGCUUUCUCUCUCUCUCUCUCUCUCUUCCUCCAUCGGAGAGAUUUACUACGUUCAUACAAAUAUUAUUAUUGUAGAGAGAAAGCUAGAGAUCGAGCUCGUCGGAAUCUCUAUCCGGAAGAAAUGGCUCAGAGGACAGAGAAGGAGGAGACGGAGUUCAAGGUUCCAGAUACCUUAACGCACUGCGUCAACAACUGCGGCGUCACAGGCAAUCCCGCCACCAACAACAUGUGCCAGAAGUGCUUCAACGCAACCACCUCCACGCCUACAACCGUCGCCACCGCAACAACAUCAUCAACAACCGCCGCGGUUUUCAAGUUCUCCGGCGAGAAGGUCCCGAGAUCCAGCUCGUUUCGCUUCGACGCUCCUCCCUCCGAAACCAUCCGUAAAGCGGCCGCGUCGGCGGAGAGCACGAGAUCGGAGGAGUCGUCGAUGAGGCGCGUGGUCAACCGGUGCUCCGGAUGCCGGAGAAAGGUGGGGUUGACCGGAUUCCGGUGCCGGUGCGGGGAGCUGUUCUGUUCAGAGCACCGGUAUUCGGAUCGGCACGUGUGUAGCUACGACUACAAGGCCGCCGGUCGCGAGGCCAUAGCCAGAGAAAACCCCGUGGUCAAGGCCGCCAAGAUCGUCAGGGUUUGAUUUUCAUAUUUAAACAUUUGUAGAAAAUGAAAAAAAAACAUGCAUCAAAAUUCUAGAAAUUCCUCGAUAAAAAAAAAGAAACAGAGGAAUUAGUGCUCGGUUGUUCGUGGUGUCUCUUCCCCGGAGAUCACCGGACGAUCGUUUAGAGCAGAAGAGAGAGAAAGAUGACUUCGGCUUCGUUAUUGCUUGAAAGAAACUCAAAAUCUCUCUCGAUCAUGGAUUAUUACUACUAUUUUUGUUAAAUUUUAAUUUUUUGGUGUGUUGUUAUUUGUUUGGAAAUGAUAAAUUAUUGUGAUUUACGAUGAUGAUGAUAUUCGACGUGUUGGUUGUUCUUGCUUUUCUUGUUUUCCUUUUCCAUAUUCGUAUGCAAUUCUUGUGAAGGGACAGGGUGUUUUUCGUCAUUUAGCGAAUUUCAACUGGUAAAUCGGUUGGGGAAGGUUUCCGGGGCCCACGGAAUGGGACGUUGUCAAUUAUUGAGUUUCUCGCGAUAUAAUGGGACGAGAAGUUGGUGUCUCUCUCUCGCGUAAAGUAGGAGGCCGAAUAGGAUGGCGACACGCGUCCACGGCAUGACGGGAAAGACUCUGGAAAAGCUGUAAAGUGGUGGUGAAGGGAACACUUGCGUGUCUGAUAAUUAGUUGCUCUUUUUCAUUAUUAAAAGCGGGAGAUCGGACGGUGGAGAUUGAGUGCUGGUGAGUGGUGAGAACAGACGGCGCGGAUCAGUGCUUGAAGGGAGGCUGGGGAUGGGGACCACAUUGUGGUAGGUCUCUCCUCCUGGUUGGCGACCCUUGAGAGACAUGAAAAGCUGUCAGAAAGAAAGAGAACACAAUUAAGGAACUGACCCAAACAAGAAAAAUCGAACUUGUUUUUUUUUUUUUCAUUCUCGAUUUGUUCUGGGUAAUGCAGUGACUACAUACGAAAAUUAUUUUU